AGAAGAAGAGAGAAGCGGAAGUUGAUGCAAACCGGGGCGCCCUUCUUCAAAACACAGCUAUACGUGUUUCUGAAGUACAACUUUUGCCACAAUGCCUCUGUCAACCCAGUCACAAGCUGAAGAUGAACAAUACGUUUUAAUGGCCAGUUUGGAUAAUGCUCGCAAUCUGUCCAACAUAUUGAAAGCAAUCACAUUCAAAGACCAUGCCAUCUUCAACGCCACACCCAAUGGCCUGAAGGUCACUGUGGAGGACUCCAAAUGUCUGCAAGCCAAUGCCUUCAUCCAGGCUGAGAUCUUCCAAGAGUUCACCAUAAAGGAAGAUUCAGUGGGUUUUCAGGUCAACCUCACAGUUCUGCUGGACUGCCUCAAUAUCUUUGGAGGAAGCACAGUGCCAGGAGUAUCAACAGCCUUGCGGAUGUGCUACAGGGGGUACGGUUAUCCUCUGACCCUGUUCCUGGAAGAGGGUGGGGUAGUGACUGUGUGCAAGAUCAACACCCAGGAACCAGAAGAGCCAGUUGACUUUGAGUUCUGCAGCACCAAUGUCACAAACAAGGUGAUCCUGCAGUCAGAGAGUCUGAAGGAGGCCUUCUCUGAAUUGGACAUGACAAGUGAGGUGCUACAGAUCACCAUGUCCCCCAGCCAGCCAUACUUCAGGUUGUCUACGUUUGGGAACUCUGGGAAUGCCCAUUAUGAUUAUCCCAAAGACUCCGACAUGAUGGAGCUGUUCAAAUGCAACAAGACACAAACCAACAGGUACAAGAUGUCCCUGCUGAAGCCGUCCACCAAAGCCCUGGCUUUGUCCUGUAAAGUCUCUGUGAGGACAGACAGCAGGGGCUUCCUCUCUCUGCAGUACUUGGUCAGGAACGAUGACGGACAGAUCUGCUUUGUAGAAUAUUAUUGUUGUCCUGACGAGGAGGUGGAAGAGGAGUGAUCACAGUCAGUUAAAUUCUUCUUCAAAUAAGCACCUUGACUUUAGUGGUGGGCUGUUGCUUUGAGUGAGGAGGCAAAGUCUGCCAGACGAGGCAGUACUGACAGUGGGGUGCACACAGGAACUAAAUGGUGGACUUCAUGGAUAAUGGACAUGGUGGGAAAGUUCAUCACCAAACUGGUUCAUCAUUUGCCAACAGUUGCAUUUGAGCUGAGCAUUGCCACUGGAUUUGUGCAGAGAUAACGUACCUGGUCGUUACGUCAGUCUGUGUAGUUAGAGCACUAUGAUUAAGAGUACAUAAUUUCACAGACAGAUAUGGAAAAUUAUUGUAUCAACAGUUACUGUAUAAUGUGUUGUUUGUUACUAUGGAGACCCAGGUAUUUUGAGUAAGAAAUCCCUUGACAUGCCUGCAGCUACGUGAUUUGUAGUCCAAUGCAAACAGUGGUUGAGCUCAUCUUUCUGGACCUUUCUCUGCCUUUCUUCCUUCGACACAUGCAGUUAGCUGGUUGAAGGCCCAUAAAAAGACAUGACAUAUUUGGAUACAUUUUCCUACAGUUGUCUAGUGUAGUGUGUGUACAGAAAGUCUUCUCUACACACAGGUCUUAGAUUUGAUACUGAAUGUGUAUACUGACACCUUUGACAAACAUUUGUUGGGAGUAUAAAUUAGAUGGAGAUCGUAAGUUUACAUUGUUUUAUUUUCAUGACAUAGAAAACAACUGUAGUCAACUUAAUAAACACGUUUUUUUUACACUG
This is a messenger RNA of Epinephelus moara (kelp grouper), 1681 nucleotides long. RefSeq names its product RAD1 homolog (S. pombe) (gene rad1). The record is from RefSeq and is a predicted model, not a curated record. Gene Ontology annotation, cellular component: checkpoint clamp complex; nucleus. The transcript is spliced from 7 exons. NCBI's taxonomy places the organism in Eukaryota, Metazoa, Chordata, Actinopteri, Perciformes, Serranidae. Bases 92 to 931 code for a protein of 279 amino acids. Gene Ontology annotation, biological process: DNA damage checkpoint signaling; DNA repair. Gene Ontology annotation, molecular function: 3'-5' exonuclease activity.